UAUAAUGAAAUUUCAUUCAUUGUGCGCAGGCGAAUUUUUUAUUCAACGUUGAUUACACGGUUUUCGGUUUUAAUGAUAAUUCGCAUCUAGUGGCCAUCAAGACGAACCAUUAAUCGGAGGCAGCAGGAAAUGACACACACCGCCAAAGAAAAUUUGAAACAACUUCUGAAAGAAACCGAUGAUAAGCCAGUUGCUCUCUGUAUCGAUAUCUGGAGCAGUCGUUCGAAACGGGGAUACCUUGGAAUGACGGUGCACUUCUUUGGACCGCCAAUGAAAACUUCGUCGACAUAUGCUGGCCUGCCCCCGAUUCAGCGCACACAUAAAGCCGAAGAUAUUUCCACUUUAGCAGUAGAAGUCAUUGCGGAAUGCGAAAUUAGAGAAAAGAUUGGCUUUGUUGUGUGGAUGUGUACGAAUAAAAACUACACUCAUCUUAUCAGUGAACAGCAUUCUUUAGCUCAUUGGCCUAACAUUAUCGUGUUACUAAGGGAUAAUUAUCGUGGUAGCAGGAAUAUCGCCGUGUACUGCUGUUGCACUACAGCGCCCUUUACUAUCAGACGGCGCUCUCGCUGCAUCCGCAGCCGUUAAUCGCGCUGUAUCCGCCGCUGCCUCCACCCCCGUCGUUGCCUGCCCAUAUUUCUGUGUUUGUCGGGAAACGUUUUGGAAAUGCGGCGACAGCAAGGUGAACUUGUGGCCGUUGGAUAACCAGCCCGGAGUCAUUGUGAAGGGAGUCAGUAUGCUGGAUAUGACCGGAUCGGAUGUUAAUGUGCUUCCCAAUUGGCCCCCAACGCACAAUUUUCCCGAUUUGCAGCUACUUUUCCUCUCCCUUACGGUAUUUGAUGGGUCCAGCCGCUGUCGAGAGUUGGAGUGCCUGGAAAACCUGGGUCUGCGCGUCAUUGCCAAUCGUUGCCCUGCAGGUUUGCGUAGCGGUUGUGGAUAUCCUCCAUGCUGCACGUGGACUACUGCAACGACACCCCCAUUUCGACCAGGCUGGAAGCCUAGCACGCCACCAUUUACAACUGUCACCGAAUCAUGGUCAACAACCACUCCUGCACGUGACAAGGAGUACAGCACGCGCGCCAUGACUCCCGCAGGCGGUGAUGAUAGCGGUGCCGAAACACGGCGUGGGAUGGCAUUAGACCAGUUUGCCACAGCAGGAAUCAGCGUUGGUGUUAUCAUCUUCGUUGUUAUAAUCGUGAUCUGUGUCCUGUGGAAACGCGGCUUCCGGCUAGGUCGAGUGAGCGGUGUAGGAGCAGCCAGCGGCGGUGGCGCUAACGUCAAUCCCAACAACCGGAACAACAACCCUCGCGUACCACCCCAGCAAGAUUCUGCCUUCACUCCGAUCUUCAAUCGAAGUCGCCCACUCCGCCCACAGCAGAAUCAUAGUUUCUCACCGACAUUCAGCACAUCUCGCCCGCGACAUAUGCCUACGCCUCGCUCCAGUCCAUUGGCAUUCCUCUUCUCGCGGCAGCAGCGGCCUCCCACCGACGCCCCACCACCACCACCACCACCACCGGCUCAACAACAUGAAGCCGUGAUGCACUAUAAUCCCGAAUAUAACGGUCUGCCGGGGAACGAGGAGGUGAAUGGUCGCGCUGGCGGCAUGGCCGGCGGCCCUGGAGACGACAGAAUCUAUCAGAAUGUCGAGCUGAAUAUUGUUCCUAACCGGGAGGAAUGCCGCGGAUCGCGGAAUCUGUUGGACUUUGGGCUCGACAGCAGCAACAACAGCAGCAACAAUUUGGCUAGUCACCAAGGGAUUUCUGCGGACAAUGAGGAAGAGGAAACAGCGAACAGACGACUUCACCGGAAUUCUUCCUACUCGACACAUUCCGGGUCUCCAUCGGCGCCGCUCCGACACGACACAUCUUAUCGCGUGAGCGCUGAAGGAUACCGUCUGCCGUCACAGUUGGCUAGAUCCCAAGAUCGGAGCAGUAUCAGCGGUGUCCACGGAAUGGAAUCGAUCGAGGAGCAGCAGGAUGAUGCUCCCGAUGUUUAUCCACCAUCCAGUGGUGUGGCUGAUGGUGAAGAAGAAAUGUGGGAGGAAGACGAUGUGGGUGAUGACGAUGCCGCCAAUUUUGAGAGUGAAGCUGGUGAGCACGGCCAUGACGGCGGCAGCGGCGGUAUGGACGAUGGUCGCAGCUACGAUUUUCCCCCGCCACCGUCUGACGAAGCACUCCCGCCGCCUGGACGCUCAGGACGUGGAGGACGCCGACGACGAAACGGUGGAGGUGGUGCUCGGGCAUGGGGGCGCGAAGUUGGACGCCGCCUGGAACGGCACGGUGAAUAAAUGUCAUCGUAAACGAUUUUUUUCUCGUGAAAUUUUCGGAACACUUUUGUUAGUCUUUUUGGAAUUGAAAACAAUCGACUGUUAACAUUUUUUAUUGUGGAAUCAUUGGCAAAUUUUUUAGUUUCUGUUCACAGCACUUUUUACAUAACGGAUGACGAUGAAAUAUGAACGUGAUUAUAGUUUUUGG
Molecule: messenger RNA, 2471 nt
Organism: Paramacrobiotus metropolitanus
Lineage: Eukaryota; Metazoa; Tardigrada; Eutardigrada; Parachela; Macrobiotidae
Exons: 9
Coding region: 734-2284 (516 amino acids)
Source: RefSeq, a predicted model, not a curated record